Gigantopelta aegis is the source of this 4259-nucleotide messenger RNA. Its product is annotated as serine/threonine-protein phosphatase 2A 56 kDa regulatory subunit delta isoform-like. NCBI's taxonomy places the organism in Eukaryota, Metazoa, Mollusca, Gastropoda, Neomphalida, Peltospiridae. The transcript is spliced from 16 exons. Gene Ontology annotation, cellular component: nucleus; protein phosphatase type 2A complex; cytosol. Gene Ontology annotation, biological process: protein dephosphorylation; signal transduction. The coding region runs from base 88 to 1851 and encodes 587 amino acids. Gene Ontology annotation, molecular function: protein phosphatase activator activity. The record is from RefSeq and is a predicted model, not a curated record.
GUUAAGCCAUUUAGGACAUGUACAUGGAUAUUGUAAAGUGGUGGAAAUAGUGGUUAACCUUCCUUGUAGUACAGGUCGCCACUCGACAUGCCAAAUAAGACAAAGAAAGACAAGACUACCGUGAAAGCUACAAUAAGUACAAAAACCGGUGGUAAAGAAGGAACAGACAACGACGAAGCAGAGGCAGGAAAGAAGAAAACACAGCAGAACUCGGAACAGCACCCACCACAAGUUCCAGUGAACAAGAUCAAAUUCCAGUCAUCUCCACACAUUAAGAAGGACAAGAGACAGAAUUCGUCGCGCUUUAAUGUUUCCAAAAACAGAGAGCUGCAGAAACUACCAGCUCUCAAAGAUGCGACACCGGCGGAAAGGGAGGAGUUGUUUAUUCAGAAGAUAAGACAGUGUUGUGUGCUGUUUGAUUUCGUACAAGAUCCUCUCAGUGACUUGAAAUGGAAGGAGGUCAAGCGGGCAGCGCUGAAUGAAAUGGUGGAAUAUGUCACGCAGAACAGGGGAGUUGUCACAGAGGCCAUAUACCCGGAAACGAUGCACAUGUUUUCCAUGAAUCUCUUCCGGACACUUCCGCCUUCAUCUAACCCAAGUGGAGCCGAGUUUGAUCCAGAAGAAGAUGAGCCGACGCUAGAAGCAGCCUGGCCACAUUUACAGCUCGUAUACGAGUUUUUUCUCCGGUUUUUGGAGUCCCCAGAUUUCCAGCCAAACACUGCAAAACGGUAUAUAGAUCAGAAGUUUGUCUUGCAGCUUCUAGAUUUAUUUGACAGUGAAGACCCAAGAGAAAGAGAUUUCCUGAAGACUAUCUUACAUAGGAUAUAUGGGAAAUUCCUGGGUCUACGAGCUUACAUUAGGAAACAAAUCAACAAUAUAUUUUAUAGGUUUAUUUAUGAAACAGAGCAUCAUAAUGGAAUAGCAGAGUUGUUAGAAAUUUUGGGAAGUAUAAUCAAUGGCUUUGCCCUUCCCUUGAAAGAGGAGCACAAGGUAUUUUUGUUGAAAGUAUUACUGCCCCUGCAUAAGGUGAAGUCUCUGAGUGUGUACCACCCGCAGCUGGCCUACUGUGUGGUACAGUUCUUGGAGAAGGAUCCCAGUCUCACUGAGCCGGUUAUCAUGGGACUGUUAAAGUACUGGCCCAAGGUGCAUAGCCCAAAAGAGGUGAUGUUCCUGAACGAGCUAGAGGAGAUCCUUGAUGUGAUAGAACCAAUUGAGUUUGUAAAAGUUAUGGUGCCACUCUUCAAGCAACUUGCAAAAUGUGUUUCCAGUCCACACUUUCAGGUUGCUGAGCGAGCACUCUAUUUUUGGAAUAAUGAAUACAUCCUCAGCUUGAUUAGUGACAAUGCCACUGCGAUAUUGCCGCUUAUGUUUCCAGCUUUGUUUAAGAGCAAAGAACAUUGGAACAAAACGAUACACGGGCUCAUCUACAAUGCACUCAAGUUAUUUAUGGAAAUGAACCAGAAACUGUUUGAUGACUGUACGCAGCAGUUCAAAGCUGAGCGGCAAAAAGAAAAGGAGAAGAACAAGCAAAGGGAUGAAGCGUGGAAUAAAAUAAACACUUUAGCAGCAAAAAAUCCCCAAUUUAGAAAAUUACCAACACCUUCUGACUCGUCAACAAUACGUGGCAACUCGCCAACACCAAAUAAUGGCAAUGACGAUAUAGACGGAGACUUGAAGACGUCUUUGGAAAAAAUGGAAUUUGAAGCGAAGGAGUUGUCCAAGAAGCGACCCAAGGAUAAACCACUACUACGCCGGAAGUCCGAGUUACCUCAUGACAUAAACACAUUCAAGGCUUUGGAUUCGCACCCUCGGCCAGACAAAUUCCUGCCGACCUCAUCCGAGAAUAAAUGACGACCAGUGAUGUAGUAAAUUUUAAAAAAAAGUGUUUUUGUUUUGCCCACGUCUGUGGCAGAACCCAACUGGUGAAGACUACAACCUCUAUCAUAGGCAUAUUACCUUUGACUUUCACGCUCAUGUUUUCUACUCAAAGCUCCAGUGAUAAGCUGUGGUAUAUUACUUCAGAUGAUAACCUUGUUCUCUUUUCUUCUUUUUUAAAUUCGACUAAAGGACACUUUUGCAGAAUGUGCGUGUGUGUUUGUGUGUGCAUAUGUGCAUCUGGGUUUGUGGGGUUUUUUAAUUAUUGAAGACGCUGCAAGCCCGACGGGGGAAAACGAAUUGAUGAUUAAAAUGUCUUCUGUCUAUAAAGUGUUGUGAAUACGCCGUGACAAAGAGGUUUUUCUCGUGUGACUAUCAUGGCUGAUCGCUGUCACUUUAAUGGUUAAAACUUGGGGCGAACAAUCUUACGAUUCUGUGAUGGUGACCCCGACUAUGUCAUUUGUAGAUAAAAUCUGUUGAUUUAUUGUACAGUUCAACUACAAGGACUCGUUUUUAUUUGCAUACAAGAAAUAAAACCAGUGUUGUUGGGAGCAAUAAGGGAAACUAGAAAUUUAUGAAAACAAUGCAGAUGUUGAUAGUACGAAUUAGUUUUUACGUCCGUCAUUGUUUUUACUUACAUGUAUGUUUAUUUUUACUUUUAUUUAUUCAUAUUCUGCCUAUAUUUUAAAAAUACAGUACAUUCUUAUGGUAAAAGUUAUGAAGAAUUUUUUUAAUACGAAUAUACAAUAGUGAAAGGGGAACAUUUAUUCCAUAUCAAUGAUGAAAUUAUGUAAUAUUUACAUGAUCAUCAUCAGUGUUAAGGCCAAAAUAAAAAUUACUAUAUGUGAUUCCUCCAAUAUUUUGAAAAUGAGGAGGGGGUAUCAUUCAUGCAUGUGCUGUUUACGUAACAAAGGUAGUACAUUAAAUGUGAGCACACUGCCCCCCUCCCCAAUUGCAUCACAUGGCAUAAAUAAUCACUGAAAUGAUGACAUGAUAAAAUGUUUACUACUGUAUGUCUCUGAUUAGCAACUGCUGUGAUGUUAGUUUAUUUUUUAAAUUGUUGGCACUAAUGAAAUACAUUGAAAUAACACAUGCUAGUGCUUAGAUCAAGUCAUACAGUAAUGGACACACAGACGGCUGUUACAGCCAGAAUAGCAGGAGAACCAUGGCAUCCCUCCCAUUUUCAACCAAUGCAGUUUUGAAAUGAUUAAAGUUUUUUUUAAGUUCAGUUUAAAAGCAUCAAUGAUACAAACCCCAACCCCAGCAGUUACUAUUGUUGUGCUGUAAAGUAUUAUGAUAAUUGCGUGUGAUGGGUUUGUAUAUAACACAUUUGAAACCAUUCUCAUUGAAAGAAAUGCACUAAUCUCUCCAAUGGUCUUCCAUUAUUUGCAAGUUUGUUGUGGUCUGAUAUGGCAUAAAAUGAUGAUUGUAUUGUCGUACAGGGUUCUGUUGAGAGAUUUCUUAAAUAUUUUAAUUGGAGACCGUUAACUAAUUAUUCAAAGUAUCAUCUUGAAUUAAUCCACUUCAGACUAGUAUUUUAUUUUGAACUCUUGUUGCUGUAAAUAUAUUCAAGAAGUGGUGAUUAUUAGUAAGUAAAAAAUAUCAAUACCAUCAUCACACCCGAUCAAGCAUCCAACUUGAUAAUGGUACAGAUAGGAGGAAUACGGAAGUUAUUUCGUACAAGUGGCAAAGUUAUUUCAUAGCAGUAGCGUCAAAAUGUUAGCCAAAUCAAGGAAUUGAAAAUACUUUACAAGUAGUAUAUUGUUAGGCAAAUGAAGGUAUGGAUGAUACUUUACUAGUAGUAAUUAAAUCUUCCAUUUUUGUUUAGCAGCUGAGACUAAUCACCUCUGACAUAUGGAACAAAUUAUCUGUAUUUAGCAGCCAUGUUAAAAUAUCCAUUGAUGGCUGGUUUAUGUUUACAUAGAUUUAUUUCGGUUAUAUAUUGUUUUGUACAAGCUUUUGGUGAGGCAUGUAUAAUCAAAUCAUUUUCAUUUCUGAUACAUCAUUAAAAUAAUGCGUGAUUUUGUUUUAAUAUAUACAACAUGGAUUUUACUACACAACUCUGUAAUCAUUUCUGCAAGUCAUUAUAAAUAAAAUUUUCAUCAUAUUUUAAGGCUUGAUGAUACGAUUUAGCAUUACAACUGGAAGCACAUACUGUAUUUUAUUUUGGUCUGAAUACCAAAGACCGUAUGGAAUACUAUGAUUGUUAUCUCCUCUGUUUGACUGUGACCUAGUCUGUACCACUUACAUGUUGUUGCUGUCCAUGUAACUCUGGCCAUCAGAGAUUUCAUUAAGAGUUCACAAAUACCUGUAUCAUGUGAUAGAGGACGACAGUAAUGCAGAACCACAAUAAUAAAGAGACAUUGCAUAAAGGAAGAAAAUUA